Molecule: messenger RNA, 17967 nt
Organism: Mytilus trossulus (common blue mussel)
Lineage: Eukaryota; Metazoa; Mollusca; Bivalvia; Mytilida; Mytilidae
Product: ryanodine receptor-like
Exons: 117
Coding region: 206-15943 (5245 amino acids)
Biological process (GO): release of sequestered calcium ion into cytosol by sarcoplasmic reticulum; striated muscle contraction; intracellular calcium ion homeostasis
Cellular component (GO): smooth endoplasmic reticulum; sarcolemma; Z disc
Molecular function (GO): protein binding; ryanodine-sensitive calcium-release channel activity; calcium ion binding
Source: RefSeq, a predicted model, not a curated record
CACAUAAGAUACACAUCAGAAGUGCUUGUCUGGAUACACUGCUGUUCUUAGUGACCCCCCUCGGAUCCAAAGAAAUUUUCGAUGCUUUGUUUAUUCGAUAGAUUCAGGAAAUAACCGGAGGGAUGGAAUUAUUCUUCUGGAGGUUUUAAAACAAUAGAUGAAAGGAAAGUACCGGUGUUGAAUGAUAGAUAUCUGAACGUGCAAUAUGGCGGAUACUGCUGAAGGGGGUUCAGAGCAGGAUGAUAUUUCAUUUUUACGAACGAAUGAUAUUGUUUGUUUGAGUUGUGUGACAUCCUCCAGAGAUAGUAGUACUACAGAUAGAGUAUGUCUUGCAGCAGAAGGAUUCGGCAGCCGUAUGUGCUGUCUAGAGAACGUAUCUUGUCGGGAUGUUCCUCCAGAUUUGUCAGUAUGUUCCUUUGUUCUAGAACAAGCUCUUUCGGUCAGAGCUCUGCAGGAAAUGGUCACAUCAUCAUCCCAAGAUUCCACAGCAGCCCAAUCAGGUCACAGAACACUGCUUUACGGCCAUGCAGUUUUACUGAGACACCUUCAUAGUAACAUGUACCUAUCUUGUUUGUCCACAAGUUCAUCCAACGAUAAACUGGCUUUUGACGUAGGACUUAAUGAAACAGCUCAAGGAGAAGCAUGUUGGUGGACUAUACAUCCAGCAUCAAAACAAAGGUCAGAAGGUGAAAAAGUACGAGUUGGAGAUGAUCUUAUACUUGUUAGUGUGUCCUCAGAAAGAUACCUUCAUAUUGGUGGAGGCAGUAUGGUUAUAGCAUCAUUCCAGCAGACUUUGUGGACAGUAGUCCCUAUGUGUUCUGGAGGUAUCAGGAACAAAUGUCUAGGUUACGUGUUUGGUGGAGAUGUUAUUCGCCUGUUUCAUGGUCACAUGGAUGAAUGUCUAGCUAUACCUGAAGCUGGCAGUGAUAAUGAAUUCAGUGCAGUGAUGUAUGAGACUGGUGCAGUAUGUAGCCAUGCUAGAUCUCUGUGGAGAAUAGAAAUUAUAAGAACAAAAUGGGCUGGUGGAUUCAUGGGAUGGGGACAGCAGUGUCGAUUACGUCAUGUGACAUCUGGGCGAUAUUUAGCCGUUACCACUGACAACCAAGUAGUGACAGUUCAUCGCCAGAAAGCUGAGGAACAAGCUGUUGCAUUCUUCUUAUUUAGCUCAAAGGAUGACAAGAAACAGACAGAGGGAAGAGAAGAUGAAGGAAUGGGAAAGUCUGACAUCAAGUAUGGAGACUCCAUGGUAUUUAUACAACACUGUGAGACUAGCAGAUGGUUAUCAUAUCAAACUUACGAAACAAAGAAACGAGGAGUUGGAAAAUUGGAAGUGAAAAAGGCUGUAAUGUUGAUUGAGGGACAUAUGGACGAUGGUUUUACAUUUUCCCGAGCUCAAGAAGAAGAAUCACGAUCGGCUAGAGUUAUCAGGAAGUGUCAAUCUAUAUUCAACAGAUUUAAUAAAGCACUAGAUGCUUUAAAGACGGAGGGCAGAAGUAGUCAUGCCUGGGGUAGAAUUAGUCUUUCAGAAGUAUUGAAGUGCCUUGAAGACCUCAUUGACUAUUUUGCUCAACCUGGUGUAGAUGAAGAGCACGAAGAAAAACAAAACAAGCUUAGAGCUCUUAGAAAUAGACAAGAUUUAUUCCAAGAAGAGGGAAUGAUUGCUCUCAUUCUGGAAACCAUUGACAAGUUCAUCCAGUAUAAAAGUAGGCGACACUUUGCCCAUUAUGCAGGCGAGGAGGCAGCUAGUAAAUGGGAUGACAUAUCAAGUUAUUUAUAUCUGCUGUUAGCUGCCAUGAUUCGUGGUAACCGUGCCAACUGUGCCCAGUUUGCUCAAUCCUAUCGACUUGACUGGCUUGUCAGUAGGUUAGAAAGUCAGCAGUCAUCCACAGGAGUCUUAGAUGUGUUACAUUGUGUACUAAUAGACAGUCCUGAAGCUCUGAACAUGAUUAAAGAGAAACACAUCAUAACAAUCAUAUCAUUAAUAGACAGAGCUGGCAGAGAUCCAAAGGUGCUAGAUGUUUUACGUUCCUUGUGUGUAGGGAGUGGAGUAGCUGUUAGAACCAAUCAGAAUCUUAUCUGUGAUAAUCUGUUACCUGGCCGAGAUUUACUGCUGCAGACAAAACUGGUUGACCAUGUUGCAAGUAUUAAGCCAAAUAUAUAUGUUGGAGUAUUAGAUGGAUCAGCCAUGUACAAGAAGUGGUAUUUUGAACUUGUUAUAAUUCAGUUUGAAUCAGCUACACAUCUUCCACCCACACUGAGAGUGGGCGUUGCCAAUACUAAUGGCUUUGUACCCUACCCCGGAGGAGGAGAACAAUGGGGAGGCAAUGCUGUUGGUGAUGAUCUCUAUUCCUAUGCAUUUGAUGGGGUCAACUUAUGGACAGGUGGGAAAUCAAAGCAGGUGAGAAGGAGUGGUCACCAGUUAGAACAUGGUGAUGUGAUUGGUUGUUGUCUUGACCUUUCUGUACCACAGAUAACCUUCACCUUGAAUGGUAUCAAGGUCAGAGGAGUCUUCAAGGAUUUCAAUCUUGAUGGUCUGUUCUUCCCAGUUGUGUCUAUGUCUGCUCGAGUCAGUUGUCGCUUUGUAUUUGGUGGAGACCAUGGAAAAUUUAAGUUUGAAUUACCAGAUGGACAUUCACCAGCCAUAGAGGCAUUACUUCCAAAAGAGAAACUCAAGUUGGACCAGUGUUUCUGGUUUGGAGAUAUCCACAGAAAUGUGAUACAUGGACCAAUGGAAAUAGAAUACACUCCAUAUGUGCCAAAACCAGUAGAUACUGCUAAUAUUCAACUUCCAGCUUACAUAGAAAAUGUUCGAGAUAGAUUAGCAGAGAAUUUACAUGAGGUUUGGGCUGCUAGUAAGAUAGAACAAGGAUGGUCAUUUGGUGAGGUCAGAGAUGACCAAAGAAAGAAGAAUCCAGCUGUAAAUAGCUUUGAGAAAGUCCCCAUGACAGAAAAGAAAUAUGUUAUCACAGUUUCUUUUGAAACAUUAAGGACAUUACUAGCAUUAGGUUAUCACAUCAGUAUGGAUAAUCAGAAGAAAGAGAAUAACAGAAUGAAGACACAUAAAUUGCCAAACAAUUUCUUACAAAGUAAUGGAUACAAACCAGCACCUCUGGACCUGUCAUAUGUGACAUUGAAUGAGUUAAUGGAAGACUUGGUGGAGUUAUUGGCAGAGAAUACACAUAAUGUCUGGGCUAAAGAUAGAAUCAAGCAUAACUGGACCUACGGAACUUAUGAGGACCUACACAACAAAAGAAGUCCCCAUCUUGUGCCAUACAACAAAGUGGAUGAUUCCAUUAAAAAGGCUAAUAGAGAUCAAGCAAAUCAAACAGUCAAGACGCUCCUUGCCUAUGGAUACAAUUUGGAACCUCCAACCAGUGAGACUGGUGAAAGUGCACAAACAGCAUUAUCCAGAGCAUUAGGACAGAAGAAAUCUAGAAAUAGAACUUACAGAACCCAGCUUACCUAUGCUGUGUCUACAGGGAAAUGGUAUUAUGAAUUUGAAGUUUUGACACCAGGCUUCAUGAAAGUAGGAUGGACCAAGACAGAUUCCAGCCCAUGUGUGGAAAUUGGUUUGGAUGGUUCUUCUUAUGGUUUUGAUGGACUUUUGGGUAGAAAAUGGAACCAAGGAGGUGAGCAGUAUGGGAAAAUAUGGCAAGCUGGAGAUAUCAUUGGUUGUAUGUUAGAUCUUAAUGAUAAAACUUGUACCUUUUCUUUGAAUGGAGAGCUGAUGAUGGAUAAUUUAGGACAGGAAAUAGCUUUCCGAGGUAUAGAUGUUGCAGACUAUGUACCAGCAAUGACAAUGGGAGUUUAUCAACAGGCAAAGCUGAACUUUGGACAGGAUGUAAAUACUCUGAAAUAUUUCACAUGUUGUGGAUUACAAGAGGGAUAUGAACCAUUUUGUGUGAACAUGACAAGACGUGUACCAUUGUGGUAUGGUAAAGAUUUACCAUUGUUUGAACCUGUUGAUGACAAUCAUCCAAGACUCCAGAUCCAAAGAAUACCGGGAGGAAGCCAUGUGACACCCUGUCUGAAAGUUUUGUCAAAGACUUUUGGAACACUGGAGAAGGUUCAUCUGGAAUAUCUAAGAUUAAGUCUUCCAGUUCAGUGCAAAGAUGAAUUCCUUCAUAGAGAUAGACAUGUUGGUUUUCCUACAUCUUUUGAGAGGAGAAUGAAUCUUGAAAAUAUCCGUCGUCAUGAAAUGGACAUCGAAGAGGAACAACAAACACCCGAUUCCUUGCCAGAGAAUUACAGUGAGGCCAUGAGUGAAGGAUCUAUAGGGGGCAGUAAAAUGACCACAGAAUCUGUAAGGAAAACGACAGAAAGUAGCAGUCCAACAAGCAGUGGUGGUGACGCCAGAAAGACAUCAAGUCAAACCGAUACACCAAGUAGACAACCAAAUGGUGACUUACAAUCACCAGCUACUAGUCAUGAUGAUGAAGAUGAUAGUUACAGCAGAGAUAGUAUGAUGAAUGGUGGCCAUGAGAAAUCAAUUGAAAGAGGAUACACAGAGGAAUCAAUAUCAGCUGAUGACAGACGUAAGAAAUUUCUCCGUCCACAAGGUCAAGGUCAUUCUCUUGAUGAUAGUACCCAGGAUGACAAAUCUGUCGGACGAAUGAAGUCUGCUGCCAGUGAAUCACAGUUGUCUUCCCAUUCUGGUGGACAAUCUUCACGCUUGACUGUACUAGGAGACAAGUUAAUGGACACUGCCAAGGCCAUUGGAGAAAAAGGAAAUAAGAAGAGCAAAAAUACAUUUACAAACAUUUUCAAGAAAAAGGGUAGGGAUCUGUCCCCUGCAGAGUCUAAAAGAACAAGAAGUGUAGAAUAUGGUAGUCUUGAUCGGAAGCAAGCCUCAUCAUUUAGAAGAAGUCGGAAUAAACACCGUGAAUAUCAUGAUCAUGAUACUAAAGUCCACACAUUACCCACAUCACAAACCAUGGAUUCAGUGGAAAGUGAUAACGGACAGCCAUCACAAGGACCUGUAAUAAAUAUUGAAGCUCCAAGAGGAAUGAUUCCCUAUGAGUUUCAGGAUGCCAUGGGUAGAAGACAAAACUUAAAUAGGGACUUUGGGGGUAGUGAAGGAUCAGAACACUCUGACAGUGAUUUUGCCGAACUUUCUGCAAUGGCUGACAUGAUUGACGAGUACCAGUACUCCAUAAGGAUCUUCCCAGGUCAAGAUCCAGCACAGGUGUACGUAGGAUGGGUAACACCUGGAUUCCAUUUUAAUGAGAAAACAUUUGAAACGAAGAAGAUAAGACAUGUUGUUGUGUCAGUUCUGGACGAUGACUACAAUUUAAAACAGAGCUUAAGUAGAAAGAACUGUUACAUGGUGUCUGCUGGUGACCUGCUUCAGAGGUAUGGCAGCUCUUUACAGGAGGUGACAUCAAAGAGGGCAACACCGGGUAUCAUCAUUGGAUGCUGUAUAGAUAUUUCUAGUGGCAUGCUGAGCUUCAGCGUCAACGGCAAGGAAGUGGCCAACAAAUUUGCUGUAGAACCCAAUUCAAAGUUGUUCCCUGCUGUGAUAUGUGAACCUACAAUAAAAGAAAUGCUCCAGUUUGAGCUGGGAUUUACAAGGUUUGCACUGCCAUUGUCAGCUGCAGUAUUUAGAGGACCAAAACAGGCUGUGCCAUCAUGUCCACCAAGACUAGACGUUCAGACCCUGACUGAUGGCUGUUGGUCCAGAGUCCCAGAACAGAUGUUAAGCAUACACUCACUUAAACUGUCUGGUAUCCGGGGCUGGAGCAUGCUUUGUGACCAUCCAGUAAACAUGAUGGCUGUUUAUAUACCAGAGGAGGACAGGAGCAUGGAUAUCUUGGAAUUGAUAGAACAAAAAGAUCUGUUAGAGUUCCAUGCCAAGACACUAGAGUUGUAUCAAGCUGUAUGUUCCCAUGGAAACCACAGGGUGGCCAAUGCUCUAACACACCAUGUGGAUGAGAGAUUACUAAUGUAUUGUGUGCUAAGUGAAAAUAUGUCUGGUCCUAUUAGAACUGGUUACCAUAAUUUAUUAAUUACUAUGCAUUUAGAAUCACAUGCUAGAGCAAGACUUCUGACACAAAAUGAGUUUAUUGUACCACUAACAAACACAACUAAAGAUCUCAGACUGUAUCGUAAAACAAGUAUUGGACAUGAAACUAAAAUCAAAGAUACCAUACCUAACAUGGAUGACAGUGUAUCUAUCAGACCUCAACUAGCAAUCUCGGAGAAGGAAAUUGACACAAGGGUAAAAACAGCUGGGAAAGAUUCAACAGCACCAUAUUUCCCUGUGGAAACUCUGAAGACUUAUGUUAUGCAGAAUUUGAGAGAAGCUGUUAUCAAGGGAGCUGCCCAUAUCAGAGACCCAAUAGGAGGCAGUAAUGCUAAUCUUUUUGUACCUUUACUAAAGGUUUGUGACAAACUUUUGGUGAUGGGAAGAUUUAGUGAUGGAGAUUUACUCAAGUUACUGAUACUUAUCAACCCACAGGUGUUUGAUGAUAAUAAAGAGUCGGGUUCCAGAGUAGGACUUUUGCACAUGAAACUUGAGGAUGCAGUUAAACUAGAGGUUUGUCACAUUCUCCAGCAUCUAUGUGAUAUUCAGCUGAGACAUAGAGUGGAGUCCAUUACUGCAUUCUCUGACAAAUUUGUCUAUGCUUGUCAACAUGACCAAAAGAAAAGAUACAACGAUAUCAAACAAGCUGACCUUCCAUCAUCUGUUACAGCAAGAAUGACAAGAGAAUUCAGAUGUCCACCACAUGAACAGAUGAGAAAUCUUCUGAUCUUUAAAUCAGCAGAAGAAGAUGAGAAUGGUCUGCCAUGUCCAUGUGGGUUAUCCAUCAGAGAUAUGCUAUGGAAUUUCCAUAGUCAGUUACUGACACAUUGCUCUAUGCCAACACAACCAGACCAAGAGGACAAACCAACAGAGACUGAAGCCAAAGAGGAACCAGUCAAAACACCAACAAUGGGGGAGAAACUCAUGCAGUUAGUGUUGAAGAAGAAGGAGGAGGAGAAUACUCACGCCAAAGACCCAGAGGAGAACAAAAUAGACAACAUACAAAAACUAAUACAGAAAACUAUGAUAACCUGGGCCCAAGAGGACUUUAUUGUGAACCAGGACCUAGUCAGAGAAAUGUUCAGCUUAUUGUACAGGCAGUAUAAUGGUAUUGGAGAGCUUCUGUCUGCUCUAGAGAAAGCCUAUGUUAUAAGUAAUGCCAGUAAAGAUGACAUCAAUAUCUUACUGAGAGCUUUGGGGAAUAUUAGAUCUCUGUUACUAGUACAGGCUGAUAGAGACGAAGAGGAACUGAUGAAAAAUAGUCUCAAAGAGCUGAUGGACAACAAAGUGUUCUUCCAGCAUCCAGAUUUGAUGAGAGCAUUGUGUGUUCAUGAAACAGUCAUGCAAUUGAUGGUGAACACUUUAAAUAAAGCACAACAACAACAACAGUCCACAACUUCUGGCAUGCCAGAGGCUAGUCAAGGAAGGAGAAGUUCUGUUGCUAGGAGGGGAUCCUUUCAACAACAACAAGGAAGACGACCCUCUUUCACGCUCCAGCAAGUGGAACAGACAAAGGAUGCAGCUGCAGAAAUGGUAGUAAUGUGCUGCAGAUUCUUGUGUUAUUUCUGUCGUACAAGUCGGCAGAAUCAGAGAGCCAUGUUUGAACACCUCAGCUAUUUACUGGAAAACAGCAGCAUGUUACUGGCUCGUCCCUCACUAAGAGGAUCAUGUCCUUUGGAUGUAGCCUACUCUUCAUUAAUGGACAAUAAUGAACUUGCCCUGGCCCUUAGGGAGACAAACUUAGAGAGGAUAGCAAUGUAUUUGUCUAGAUGUGGGGUCCAAAGCAAUGCUGAGCUGUUGGAGAAAGGCUACCCUGAUAUUGGUUGGGAUCCAGUUGAAGGAGAGAGAUUCCUGGAUUUCCUUAGAUUCUGUGUAUGGGUCAAUGGUGAAAGUGUGGAAGAAAAUGCCAACCUUGUUGUCAGACUUCUGAUUCGUAGACCAGAAUGUUUGGGCCCAGCCUUGAGAGGUGAGGGUGGUGGUCUUUUCAAAGCAGUUAAAGAUGGAAUUAAAAUGUCCCAACAGAUAAUUACAGCAAGGGAUGGUAACUCUGCUCACUUCCUGUCAGCCAUGAUGGAUGAUGACUCUGAUGGUAGAAUCUUGUACCAAAGUAAAUAUGAUUUCAACACAUUACCCCCAGAAGAUGAUGAGGACUAUAUAGACAUGGGAGGGGCCAUCAUGAACUUUUAUGCUGGGCUUGUGGACCUUCUAGGAAGAUGUGCCCCUGAUGCAGAGACCAUUAAAUCUGGCCGAAGUGACUCCAUCAGAGCUAGAGCUAUACUGAGAAGUUUGGUGUCUAUGGAAGACUUAGAAAAAGUUCUAGGAUUGAGCUUCAUCCUGCCAGCUGGGCCUUCUAUGUCUGCUGAUACUGAAAGCCAGGAAGGAGAUGAAGGUGGCGCUCCAGAGUCAGACAUGCCCCCAGGUCUAAACCCAGUCCACAAAUCCUCUAUUAUGUUAUUCCUGGAGAGAGUUUAUGGUCUCCCUGACCAAGAAACUUUCUUCAGGAUUCUAGAAGAGGGUAUUCUCCCUGACCUGAGGGCAGCUACUACUCUGGACACAGUAAGUAAAGCCUCAGCAUCUGAAAGUGAUUUUGCCUUAGCUCUGAAUCGUUACAUUGGAGGUUCUGUUUUACCACUGUUGACCAGACAUAGUCACUUCUUUGAGAAUGCUGACCAUGCUUCAACCCUAUUGGACUCUACACUGAACACUGUGUACAGACUGUCAAAGUGUAGAUCUCUGACUAAAGGUCAAAGAGAGGCUGUCUCAGACUUCCUCGUCUCAUUUACAAAUCAAUUGAGACCAUCCAUGAUGACAGGAUUGUUGAGGAAACUUACAGUGGAUGUUCCUCAUCUGAAUGAGAAUUCUGUUGUACCACUACGAGUGUUGACAGCUUACUACAAGAGAUGUGGAUCGUACUAUAGUUCUGGUGGAUCAUGGGGAUCCUAUGGAUCAGCUACAGACGAGGAGAAAAGGCUCACAAUGAUAUUGUUUACUGGAAUAUUUGAUUCACUGUCACACAGGGAAUAUGACCCAGAAUUAUUUUCGAAGGCUUUACCAUGUCUGUCAGCCAUUGGCUGUGCCUUGUCACCUGACUACUCUCUAACCAAGCAAGAUGACAUGAGACCAAUAGAUGUUGGGUCUAAUUUGGAUGGAACCUAUAAUCCUCAGCCUUUAGACACAAGGGGUAUCUCUAUCAAUCAGUUCUUAGAUCAGGCUAUAGGCAAAUUUGCUGAGCAUUACCAUGAUGUUUGGGCUAUCAAAAAGAUGGAUAGUGGCUGGCUCUUUGGAACAAUGUAUGAUGAAGAUAGAAUGACACAUCCUCUGUUAAAACCAUACCAUCUUCUGGAUGAAAAGUCCAAAAACAAGUAUAUACAUCCUGCUAAGGAGAGUGUAAGAUCAAUGCUAUACUGGGGAUGGGCUUUAGAGCAGGACCAACAAAGACAAGCUGCCAACAGAGACAGUAUGAGGAGAAGGAUGUCCAAAGAUGGGGCAAGCCAUGGAUACAGUCCUAAACCAUUUGACCUUCGUAACAUGACUUUGACCAGAGAUAUUCAGAAUAUGAUAGAGAAAUUGUCCAAUGAUUCACAUGAUAUGUGGGCCUUUAAGAAAAGGGUGGAGCUUGAGGAACUUGGUGGUGGUGUUCAUCCUCUGACUGUUCCUUACGACACACUGACUGACAAAGAGAAGAAGAAGUAUAGAGAUCAUGCUACAGAGCUUCUCAAGUUCCUACAGUUCCAAGGUUUUAGAAUAUCAAGCCACGACACUUCAAUAGAGAGACACACCAGUAGAGCUUCUGAUUCCAGGAGAGACAAAGGUGCUAAGAAUGAGAGCGAGGUCAACGUGUCAGCCACAGAGAAGAGAUUUGCUUACAGCUUGUUGGAAAAGCUACUACAGUAUUUUGACAAUGCAUCAACCAACAUUACACAGACAAGACCCAGUUCAAGGUUCAGUAGAAGGGAGAGUUACUCAACUGCGACUGAAGAUGUCAAAUUCUUUGGAAAAGUUGUACUACCAUUUGUGGAGAAAUACUUUGCUGCUCAUAGGGACUAUUUUAUUGGCACCAGUACAUCAUCAGGAGGUAGUGCUUUGGCAUCUGUAAAAGAAAAAGAAAUGACUGCUAAUUUGUUUUGUAAAUUGGCUGGAACACUUAGAGGAAGAAUCAAUGCCUUUGGACAUGAUGUGUGUAUAUCUGUCAGAUGUUUACAAGUACUUAUUCAAGCUGUGGAUGCAAGAUCGGUUGUAAAGAACAGUCCAGAAAUGGUUAGAUCCUCUCUGAUGCCUUUCUUCAACAAUGCUGCUGAUGAUCUGGCACAGGUUGUCGAGAACCUAAUGAAAGGACGCUUCAGUCACGUGAAGGGAACAAUCACUAGAGGAGCCACUAGUCUGGACUAUGUACAUAUGGUGUUACUUCCUGUAUUGUCUUCCAUGUUUGAUCACCUAGGACGACAUCACUUUGGACCAGACUUAUUAACUGGAGAUAUACAACUGUCUGCCUAUAGAAUACUGAUUUCCCUGUAUUCCCUUGGAACAACUAAUUCAUCUGUUGUGGAAAGGGAAACCAUUUUAUCAGAAUUGUCAAGGCAUAGACCAGCCUUAGGAGAAUGCCUGGGUUCCUUUGCCAGCUGUUUCCCUGUUGCUUUCCUGGAGCCAAACUACAACAAAUACAACAGGAACUCAAUACUGUAUGGAAUAGAAGGCAAAAUAUCAGAGCACUCUCUAGAGGCUCAAGAGGUUAUGGACCAGCUGAAAGAAUGUGUCCCAGAACUGGAGAAAAUCAUCACAGAAAUUGAAGAACUAGCAGAAUCUGGAGGCAAAUAUCAAGAGGCUCCCCAUGUGAUAGAGGUUACACUUCCCAUGUUGUGUAGUUAUCUCCCUUACUGGCUUAUCCAAGGAAAACUGAUGGCUGAUGGUUCAAAUAGAGCUUCCACAGUAACAGAGGAACUGAUGAAUACAGUUUUGAAGAAUGUACUAAAACUUAUAUUAAGUAAUAUUGGUACACUGGAUGCACCAUGGAUGAACAGAAUAGCAACUCGUACUCAGCCUAUUAUUGCCAGUUCUACACCUGAUAUGAUCAAAGACCAUUUCUUGCCCAUUGCUAUCAAAUUGAGGGAGAAUGGUAAAGCUGUGGACCUAAAAGACAAGAAGUUGUUAGCCUCUAAACAUGGAUCUAAUGAAGUAGCUGAUUUAGAAGCUGAAGUUCAGACUGGUUACUGUACAUUGGUUAGAGAUAUCUAUGCAUUCUAUCCACUUCUGAUUAAGUAUGUAGACUUACAUAGGUCGCAAUGGUUGAAGAAUCCCAUGCCAGAAGCUGAGGAAUUGUUUACAUGUGUAGCAGAUAUUUUUGGCCUGUGGUCAAAAUCUUUGAUGUUUAAAAGGGAAGAACAAAACUUUGUGAUGGCCAAUGAGAUAGACAAUAUGGCCCUGAUCAUGCCCAGUCAGUCAAAACAAGUCAAACUACCACAGUCUGAGUUACAACCAGAGGGCACGGUGAAGAAAACUACUAAAAAGAGAGAGAAGAAAAGACUGGAACCUCAUAACAGUUUAAAUGUGGCUUGUCUUAAGAGACUGUUACCCAUUGGACUUGGAUUCUUCAGUGGCAGGGAACAGGAAUUACUGCAACAAGCUAAACAGAAACUGAUAGAUAGUUUUGCUGAAGAAAUGCUAAUGGAGUCGGAGGCAGAUAUAGAAGAUUUUUUGUUGAAAAGUUUAGAAGUUGAAGAAGGGCCUACAGAUGAAGCAGUCAAAUGGCAGAAAGUAUUAUAUCGUAAGAUAGGAGGAUCUACAGAUAUGCAGCUCGAUCAGUGCAAAGUUAUUGACCGUAUCUUAUCAAUGGCCAAGGUCAUGCAUGGACUCCAUACUCUCGAUUUUAUACCAAUAAUUCCAACACUAAAAAAGCAAGUUGAGCAUCCAUCAGCAUCACACAAGAGUGCCUGGCGUAAGGUUAUAUCUACACAGAGAAAGCGAGCUGUCAUGGCGUGUUUCAGAAUGGUUCCACUACACAGUUUACCAAGACACAGAGCCAUUAAUUUGUUCCUAAAAUGCUACAGAGGACAAUGGUUAAACACAGAAGAGUAUGAGAAGAAAAUCCUGAUAGAAGAUGUCACUAAAUCUGAUGAAGCAGAGGAUGAGGUUGAGAAGAAAGAAGCUGAUGAGGAAGUGAAACCAGAUCCUCUGACUCAACUGAUGACCUGUCUUAGUAGAGCUGCCACUAAAGAGCAACAGGGUAGUCUUCCAGAAGAUACUAUCUAUAUGUCGUAUGCCCAAAUAAUGGGACAGAGUUGCCAUGGAGAAGACGAAGAUGAUGACGAUGACGAUGGAGGAGGGGAUGACGAAGGACCAGGAUCAUCUUUCCAGGAACAAGAAAUGGAGAAACAACAACUGUUAUUUGAGCAGUCACGGUUGGCCGAUCGUGGAGCAGCAGAAAUGGUCUUACUGUAUAUUAGUGCUUGUAGAGGUGUCCAGAGUGCCAUGGUAACAGACACAAUAGAACUUGGCAUCUCCUUACUAAGGGGAGGUAACACAGAGGUUCAAAAGAAAAUGUUAAAUCAUCUGAAAGAUAAGAAAGAUGUAGGAUUCUUUACCUCUUUGUCUGGACUUAUGCAAUCAUGCAGUGUAUUGGAUCUGGAUGCAUUUGAGAGAACAAACAAGGCAGAAGGAUUAGGUAUGAGUUCUGAUGCCAAUGCAGGGGAGACAAAUCUGUAUGAUGCUGAGACCACAUGUAAACUAUUCAGAUUCCUUCAGUUGUUAUGUGAAGGUCACAAUGCAGAGUUCCAGAAUUACCUAAGAACCCAGGCAGGUAAUAACACCACUGUGAAUGUUGUCAUCUGUACUGUAGACUAUCUACUGAGACUACAGGAGUCCAUCAUGGACUUUUACUGGCACUACUCUGGUAAAGACACCAUAGACCAGUCUGGUAAAGAAAGUUUCUGUAGAGCCAUCAUGGUGGCCAAACAAAUCUUCAGAAGUCUUACAGAAUAUAUACAGGGACCUUGUGCCUUGAAUCAGUUAGCUUUAGCACACAGUAGAUUGUGGGAUGCUGUUGGAGGUUUCCUGUAUAUAUUUGCUCACAUGCAAGAUAAACUUUCUAAGGACUGUGAACAGCUGGAGUUGUUAAGAGAAUUCAUGAAAUUACAAAAAGAGAUGAUGAUCAUGUUACUUUCUAUGCUGGAAGGAAAUGUAAUGAAUGGCCCUAUUGGUAAACAGAUGGUGGAUACACUGGUAGAAUCAUCAGCUAAUGUUGAGAUGAUUUUGAAGUUCUUUGACAUUUUUUUGAAGAUGAAGGACUUGACAACCUCUGAAGCUUUCUUGGAAUUUGAUGCUAAUAAUGAUGGCUGGAUAUCGCCUAAAGAAUUUAAGAAAGCUUUGGAAGCUCAAAAAACUUACACAGAUGAGGAAAUAGAUUACAUUAUGAUGUGUGUGGAUGCCAAUCAAGAUGGAAAGGUUGAUUUCAAUGAGUUUACUGACAGAUUCCACAAUCCUGCUAAAGACAUUGGUUUUACAAUGGCUGUCCUGCUAACUAACUUGUCAGAGCAUAUGCCUUCUGAUCCAAGACUAGAGAGAUUCUUAGAGAAGGCCCGCAGUGUGUUGGACUAUUUUGGACCCUACCUGGGUAGAAUAGAAAUCAUGGGUAGCAGCAACAAGAUAGAACGGGUCUAUUUUGAGAUCAAGCAGUCCCAUAUAGACCAAUGGGAGAAACCACAGAUCAAAGAGUCUAAGAGGUCUUUCUUACACAGUGUAGUCAAUGAAGGAGGGGAUAAAGAAAAAUUAGAGAGUUUUGUCAACUUCUGUGAAGACACCAUCUUUGAGAUGCAGCAUGCCACCAGUAUAAGUGCUGAGGAACAGAGACUGGCAGCCAUGAGGAGUGGUUCUGGAGUACAAGAGGGAGGAGUACUGGAGCCAAUAUCUACAGUGUAUAGAUUUGCUGUGGAUGGUUUAUCGACUAUGUUGUCCUUAUUUACCUGGACUAACUUGAAGUGGGGUUAUCAGACAUUUAAAAAGAUGACAUACUGGCAGUUGUUUGUGGCCAUGAUAAAGUUGAACUUCAGACUAGGUUUUCUACUGUUGACGUUCUUUUUCCAUGUAUUGUGGACAUUGAUGAAGUUUAUAUUUAACAUGAUGAAAGGAGAGAGGGAGGAGUCUGUAGAAGGUUCAACACCAGCAAUGUUAGCUCUUCCUGCCCCUCCCCCACCAAGAGUGUAUAUACCUCCCAUGGAACUAGAAACAUCUGAGACAAUGACACCAUUUGGAAUACCCAUGAAAUCAGAACAGGAAAGUGAAACAGAAGAACCACAUCUGGCUAAUGGAGUAACAAAAACACCAGAUACCCAGACAGAAACAAGCACACCACCUGUGAAAGAGAAUACUAAGCCUAUAGUAAAGGAAGAAGUUCCAGUAACAGAAACUGAAGAACCAGAAGAUUCUGUCCCAAGAUCUCCAUCACACAAAUCUGGAGAAGAUGAUGAAUUACCAUACGAAGCAAAGAGUUUUGAUUGGGGGAAAUAUGUUUUGAAUAUUCUCAGAAAGUUUGCGAGUUUGUUUGCCAGGAAUUUUUACAACUUUAAAUAUGCAGCCUUGGUUCUUGCCUUUAUUAUCAAUGUCAUGCUGUUAUUCUACCGGGUCAACAGAAUCCCAUUAGCAGGAGAUGAAGCAGACGACAACAGUGACAAUAAUGGAACAGAAGGUGGCGCUGUAGAGCAAGAGUUCGAUGAGGUCGUUGCUAUGGAAGAUGACAUUUACUUCAGAGAAUACAUGAUGCAAAUUCUAGCUAUAGCUCAUAGUGUGAUAUCAUUCUCUAUGCUCAUUGCCUAUUACUGUCUCAAAGUUCCAUUAGUUAUAUUUAAAAGAGAGAAGGAAAUUGCCAGGAAGCUGGAAUUUGAAGGAUUAUGGGUAGCUGAGCAACCAGAAGAUGAUAUCAAGGCACAUUGGGAUAAACUUGUGCUAAGUACUCAAUCAUUUCCAGAAAGUUACUGGGACAAGUUUGUAAAAAAGAAGGUGAGAGCUAGAUAUGCAGAACAGUAUGACUAUGAAGCUAUCAGUAACCUAUUAGGAAUGGACAAAAGUGAUUCCAUCAAAAUUGGAGAAGAACAGAAAUCUGGUGUCCUUCCAUCUUUCUUGAGCAAUGUUGAUUGGCAGUACCAGAUAUGGAAAUGGGGUGUCAUCUUUACAGAUAAUUCUUUCUUAUACAUUGCCUGGUACUUCAUCUUCUCAGUCCUAGGAAAUAAGAAUUACUUUUUCUUUGCUGCACAUUUACUGGAUGUUGCUAUCGCCAUUCCUGCACUGAGGACUAUUUUACAGUCUGUUACACACAACGGUAAACAGCUUGUGUUGACAGUGAUGUUAACGAGUGUUAUUGUGUACAUCUACACAGUUUUAGCUUUCAACUUCUUCCGUAAAUUCUACGUCAAAGAGGAAGAUGGAAACACAGAUUAUAAAUGUCAUGAUAUGUUAACAUGUUUUGUGUACCAUUUACAUACUGGUGUAAGAGCAGGCGGUGGUAUAGGUGACGAGAUAGAGCCAGCCGAUGGAGAUCCAACUGAAGUCUGGAGAAUUUUAUUUGAUAUCACAUUCUUUUUCUUUGUGAUUGUUAUUCUGCUAGCUAUCAUCCAAGGUUUAAUUAUUGAUGCCUUUGGAGAAUUGAGAGAUCAGUUAGAACAAGUCAAAGAAGACAUGGAGUCAAAAUGUUUCAUCUGUGGUAUUGGAAAGGAAUACUUUGACAAAGUACCUCAUGGGUUUGAGACUCAUACGACAAAUGAACAUAAUUUUGCCAACUACAUGUUUUUCUUGAUGCACUUGAUUAACAAGCCUGAUACAGAAUAUACAGGACAGGAAACAUAUGUAUGGGAACUUUAUCAACAGAGGUGCUGGGACUUCUUCCCUGUAGGAGAUUGUUUCAGAAAACAGUAUGAAGAUGAACCCAGUAGCUAAAACUGGCUUUACUCCUAUCACAGGAGUUACUAAAUCAAAAACAUUUACCAAAGAAAUGGCAAUACGAUGCUAGACAUACUCAUAUAGUUGAUAUUUUUACACUUAAGUAGAUUAUUAAUAGGAGAAAUGAUUUUAUACCAUGGAAAACAUUGUACUUAAAAUUUCAGAAAGUUUGAUGCUGAUUUUUAUGACAAAGUUAGGAAGUUGUUUGUUGAGAGUGAAUAUUUACAAGAUUUUACAUGUUUGUGAUGUCUGAAAACUUUCCACAUAGCCUGAAUGGACAAAGAGACAUUUUGGUAGUGUGCCCCUUUUAUUUUUAAAUUUUGUGUGUCCUCCUUAGUUUUCUCGAGACAAAGUCUAUGAUGGUUAUGUGGGACAGUAUUAAUACAUGUACUUAAAUGCACUUAAAUACAUCUCUUUCUCUGGUGACAAAUUAUUUGAAAAAUAGAAACGUUGAAAACUGGAUUUUCUAGUAAUAAAUUUGAAAAUCUUUGACUGGAUUUUCUGUUUCGUAUUUUUCUUGAAGAUCCGGUAGAGGAGAUGUAGUGUUAUUGUUUUGAUUUAUGAAAUCCUGCUUUGUUCCAUUGUUGUGAUACUCAAUUUUGAAAUUGUGAUUUUGUUUUGUCAGCCAAUUUUACAUAAAAUGAUAUUUACUGUGAUUUUGAAAAUAAGAGUGUUUUCCUAGUAUUUUAUAUUUGUGUACCUCUAAAACUUGAGAUUGUAGUGAAUCAUAUCAUUGUUUUGUCCAUCACAUUUUUUACCAAGUCAGUAGAUGGUUGUUGUUAUUUGUUUAUUGUUAAAUAGAUCUUUUUAUAGUGGUUAGUUAUAUUUGUUAGUUCGCUGUUAGUAGCUAAAGAAUCUCGUCCAUUUCUAUCCCUCCCCUUUUAAUCAAUGCAUUUACAUUUUUAUCGCCUUUUAGUUUUGUUUUUGGUUUUUCAUAACUUUAUUGAUGAUGCCAUGCAGGUAUAUUUUGUCAUGGUUGCAUUGUGUUUUUAAUUGGUCAUGGCUUUUCACAGUUAUAUCCAUUGUGUCAUGGAGUUCGUAAUUUGUCAUGGUUUUUUUCACAAUUUUAUACAUAGUGCCAUGAAUAUUUUUUUCAUAUUUAAUGUUAAGAUCUGGGAUGUUUUUCUCUAUAAAUGCAAUAAAAAGAUCAUGCUCAUUUGUCAAAUAUAUGUUGACAGUUUAUUGUUCAGUGUUUAAAGCAUGUAUUAUCACAGUUGUGCCAAGUAUUUUAACAUUGUUAUUGUUUUGUUCCAUAGAUUGAUCUUUCACCUUAUUAUUUAAUUAUUUAGACUAGUCAGGACUUGUGCAAUAGCUCACUUAGAUUUAUAUGUAGUUAGAUGAAGCUAUACAUUUGCUUUUAUUUAUUUGUGUACUUAUUUAUUUAUUUAUUUUUUGUAUACCUUCACUGAAAACAUAUCAUUUAAUGUUAAGAAAUGUUUUGUCAUGAGUUGUAAUGUUCAUCACACAUAUCCUAUUUUCACAUCAAGAUUUUAUAAGAUAUUGAACCUCUCAAAGAAAAUAGUUGUUGAAUAUCACUUUUUAUACUUAAUUCUGACAAUAUGUUACCUUUGCUUUGCAGUUUUGGUAAGCUUUUUCAUAUUUAGUUUAAAAUGAUUUUCUUAAAUGCUGAUAAGACUGUUUCAAGAUAUUGUGAAAGUAAUAAUGUUUAGUAGAAACUAACUUAUAUUCUAUUUAGAAUUUAAAUACUAGGUUUAACAAACAACUUUACAGGAAUAAGUUUUAUCCUCUGAACAUCAGUGCUUCUUUCAUAAUAUCUUGAAGAAUCUGUUUAUAUCUUUUUUUUUCAAUAAGAAAUCUUACAUGUGUGCCAUCCUGGAACAAAAAGUACUUGUUUUUUAUAUCAUGAUUGACAUAAAGUCUUCCAGAUGUAUGUAGCAGAAUUUGUUCGUAUUUUCCCCUGUGAAUAGGAAUGUUUUUCAUAUGAUCACUGUUCAUCCACUGUAGAGAGUUGUCAAAUGCAAUUUUGAUUUUAUUACCAAAGAAAUAAAAGAUAAAAUCUU